Messenger RNA from Verruconis gallopava, 648 nucleotides. RefSeq lists its product as uncharacterized. The coding region runs from base 1 to 648 and encodes 215 amino acids. The transcript is spliced from 2 exons. The record is from RefSeq and is a predicted model, not a curated record. NCBI's taxonomy places the organism in Eukaryota, Fungi, Ascomycota, Dothideomycetes, Venturiales, Sympoventuriaceae.
AUGGGCCCCAAGGCAGCCACGCCAGACGAGAGACUCCAGUUCAUCCUGCAAUGUCUACACUCGAUCCGAGAUGCGGAUGGCAAGGUGGUCGCACCAAACUACAGAGCUCUGAGCCGUCUCCUCAACAUCAAAAAAAACACCGCGUACGUACGGUACCGUGAUAUUGUCAACCGAGAGAUCAGUAACGGCGUGCCCGGUUUGCAGCCCGUUGGAAAAAAGGCCAUCGCCAUGGCUGCCGCGAAGCAGAAGAACAUGGCGAGUUAUCCGCCGCAGCUGACGCCCUCGAACACGCCAAACAUGACAGUACCCACGGCUACCUGCGGUCCCUCGAAAGACAGCUUUGUGCUGAGAGAUCACAUGCCUUUGACGAUUUUCGACUACGACGAACAUGAAUGGGAUUCCAUCGUCACGCCCAAGAUGAAGAAACAGAAAGUGAACAGAUCGCAGACGUCAUCAAAGGUGGGCUCUCCGUCCAGAACGCUUAAGUCCACGCCACACAGCAACUUUGAUCUCGGAGGUGGGCAUCCGUCGUUCCUCUGCUUCAGUGCCGCAGCCGACCCACUCAGUGUAGGAGUCAACCAUGCAAGGGAAGAGAUAGACCUCGACUCAGAAGCUGAUGCUGAAGGGGAGACGGAUUCAGACUGUUAA